This is a messenger RNA of Adineta ricciae, 615 nucleotides long. The record is from the annotation of a GenBank genome assembly. Lineage: Eukaryota; Metazoa; Rotifera; Eurotatoria; Adinetida; Adinetidae.
AUGCUAUUAUCCAGAACAGUGGCUCAAAAUGUUUGCACUGCUGCUGCGAUUGCUAUUUGUGGACCUUAUCCGUGUGUUCAAACGGAUGUUGUCUUCUCGUGUCUUUGUCCCAACAUGACUUUGGGAGCAAAUGCUGCUGCAUGUAGUAAUAGCAUUGCUACGACAAUCUUUCCACCUGUUAUUGGAACUCAAUGCGGAUUAGUCACAUGUCCAGCUGGUGCAACAUGUAUUCCAACAAAUCAAAAUCCUGCACAUUAUAUAUGCGUUUGCCCAAAUAAUAUUAUCGCUAAUCCGGAUUGUCCAUCCACUCCGUUACCUUCUAAUCCAUGUCUCAUAAACAAUCCAUGUACGAACGGUGGUACUUGUGCUGUUAAUCAACUUACGCUUCAAGCUGUUUGUAUUUGUCCGCCAAAUACAUAUGGUGCCAAUUGUGCAUCCUACUGUCGGCAAUCAUGCGAUCUUAGCUGGUGUUACAACGGCGGUCAAUGUACAAAUGCUUACGGUCAACCGUACUGUGCAUGUCCACAAUAUUACCGGGGUCGACGAUGUGAACUACGUUAUACACCUUACAACUACGUUUAUUUAUAUUAUGGUCCACAAUACUAUGGUAAAUAA